This is a messenger RNA of Cherax quadricarinatus, 9049 nucleotides long. Lineage: Eukaryota; Metazoa; Arthropoda; Malacostraca; Decapoda; Parastacidae. The record is from RefSeq and is a predicted model, not a curated record.
GGCCGGAGAUAAGUGGCAACCAGUCGGUACCUCGCGAGUCCGGGACCGACCACUCAGUUGAUCUUGGCAUGUGGAGGAGUUAGGACAUGCUGCUCAACAUGGCGGCCCCCAUUCGAUUAAUAGUCUGUAUGUUCUGCGUGUGCACGUUUAGCGUGGUAUUCUCGUUUAACUUAGAACCCAGGAUUCCCAUUGUCAAGAAAGGCUCGGCUCACUCCCAUUUUGGGUAUACCGUGGCCCAGCAUCAGAGCGUCGGACCAGGAGCUACUGUCCCUCUGUCUUGGAUGCUUGUUGGAGCCCCUAAAGAUCAAAAUUUGCAGCCGGGAACGAACAGGUCCGGAGCACUGUGGAAAUGCCCGAUCAGCACUAAAACUACUGACUGCGAGCAGGUUCAGACAGACGGCUUCAGGAAUCCGGAAACAGGGCUCUACGACUUUGACUAUUCAGGCGAAUCUUUAACAGAGCCUUCAGAAGAUGAGAUCAAAGAUGACCAGUGGCUUGGUGUUACUCUUAAAAGUCAGAAACCUGGCGGAAAAAUUUUGGUGUGUGCCCAUCGCUACAUGCACAAAGGCAAGGGCUUCCAGUGGGGCUUUGGCCUGUGUUACAUUCUUUCACACCAGUUUGAAGUUGUUGACUAUCUGGAACCAUGCCGAGGCAAGCCUGUUAAUGAAGGUCACCAGCAAUUUGGGUUUUGUCAGGCUGGCACCAGUGGUUUACUGGAUGAUGAAGCAGUACUUGGGGUGCCUGGACCAUACACAUGGCGUGGAACAGUCCACACUUCUAAUAUCUCUGAUGACUUUUUGCUCAAGGAUAAAACACAGUAUUUUGGCCCAGUUACUGAAAAUGACUCUCCUGUGGACAAGUACAGUUACUUAGGGUACUCUGUGACAGCAGGACGCUUCUUUGGUAAUUACAUGUCGUAUGUUGGUGGUGCACCAAGGGCUAAUGGAACUGGCGAAGUUGUGUUUUUUAACCCGGGAAAAGAUUGGUGUGAGUCUUUGCGAGUAGACUUGAUACUAAAUGGGGAAAUGUUUGCUUCAAGCUAUGGAUUUGAAGUUCUCGCUUUGGAUAUUAAUGGAGACAGACGUGAUGAUCUUAUUGUCAGCGCUCCUUUCUACUACACUAGCACUUCCAGUGGAGCUGUAUAUGUUUAUAUGAAUAAUGAUGGAGGUUUUGUUCACAAUCAUCCUUAUACAAAGAUUGAAGGUGCUCCAGGGGAAAGUCGAUUUGGUUUUUCCAUGACUUCUCUUGGUGACUUGAAUCGUGAUGGCUUUUUAGAUGUUGCCAUUGGAGCUCCCUACGAGGGCCGUGGAGCCAUUUACAUAUUCUUAGGAUCUAGUAAUGGGCUAAUCAAGGAACCAGUACAGGUUAUUCAUGCUGAGGACAUGCCUGGAAAGCCUUAUGAUGCAUUUGGUUAUGCCUUGAGUGGUGGUAUGGACCUAGAUAACAAUGGUUAUCCUGAUUUGCUCACAUCAUCUUUCUGCAGUGACAGAGUUCUUUUGAUCAGAGCUCGGCCAAUAAUUGAUAUUCAGACUCAGGUACAAUCAAAAGGACAGCUUCAGAAUAUUGAUCCCAGUAAGAAAGGCUGUGCAGAGGAUGUUUUUGCACACGAAACAUGCUUUUCAUUUAGUGCAUGUUUCAAAAUGGACAAUAAUGCUGGUACAAGAACUGGUCUGCGAAUUAAGUAUACUAUUGAAGAAAGAGUGUAUAAAGACCAACCAAUAGCAAGAAUUCGCUUUGACAAUGGCUUAAGUGAUCAGCCGAGUGUGGUAGAGCGGGAUAUCAACCUCAGGCCAGAAGAUAUGGGCAGAUUUCAGUGCUCCCGGGAAAUUGUUUACCUUCUGGAUUCAUCAAGGGAUAUACUUCGUCCACUCAGAUUCAAACUGUCUUAUGAAAUUAUUCAGAGAGAGCCACGACCUGUUGCUGAAGGGGACCCAAUACCUAAUAUUGAUGACUACCCAAUCCUUAACCAGCAGGAAGCACUUAGGUACUUUGAGGGAACAUUUGCCAAAGAUUGUGGUGAUGAUGAUGUCUGUGUAAGUGACCUUAAUGUAAUUGGAAGCAUUGGUCUAGAACGUCAUGAAAAGAGAGAUCAUUACCUCCUGAGACUCGGAGAACAGGAUGACAUCCCUCUCAAUGUAGAAGUGACCAAUGCUGGUGAACCAGCUUAUCAGUCUGUGCUCCGUGUCACUCAUCAUAAGGCCCUUGCAUUUAACCUUAAAGAAUCACAGGUGGGAUCAUAUCAGUGCUCAACCACAUCUAACACUGUUGUUCAGUGUGGUAUUGGUAACCCUCUGACUGGCACAACAGGACCUCUGGUUUUGAGCUUCAGAGAAUCUGGCCAUCCAUUUGAUUCUAGAUUCAUUCUUUUUACUGUAGCUGCUGACUCAUCAUCCACAGAAAAGACACCCCAGGAUCCAUUGCAGUUCCAUGUAGAAGUAAUUAAGAAAGCAGAAAUAUCAAUAAUUGGAUCUGUGACUCCUGAACAAGCAUUCUAUGGUGGAGAGGUAACGGGUGAAUCUGCAAUUAAACAGUUGGACGAAAUAGGAAUGGAGGUGUCUCACAAGUAUGUAAUUGAUAACCGAGGACCUUGGCGUGUGGAUGAGUUGCAAGUAGAGGUCUUGUGGCCACACCAAGUGGAGAAUAAUAAAGAACAGGGCAAAUGGCUUCUCUAUAUGACUGAAAAUCCUAUUGUUGAGGGUGUUGGAGAAUGUGAAAUUGAUCAGAAGUUUAUAAACCCACUGAUUCUUCGAAGAGACAUAUCUAUAACCGAUGCACAAACUGGCCUGGAUGUAGAAGGUGAAAUAGAUCCUUCACAUUAUCCAGGGCCAGACAGUCAAGGCCCUGGUGAACCAGGAGAGAGUGGUGGAACUGGAGCUGGUGUUGGUGGUGUAAAGAUAACAAAGACAACAACAAAGAAGGUAACUAAUACUACAACAAUAAAAAAGAAGACAUCCAAGUCAACGUCCGAGAAGGAGCUCUCUCUAACAACUGAAAAAACAUCUUCAUCUCACGGAUUCUCAUCUGGUACUUCAUCUUCAUCCAGUUUUUCUUCUUCAUCAUCAUCAUCAUCAUCAUCUAAUUUGGACACAUCUGUUGAUCAAGAAGGAAGUGGAUUUGACCAAACCAGUGGUAGAGAAUCUGGAAGAAUACACUCACGAAUCAAUCGAAGGGCUUAUUUUUCCUCAGAUAAGUCAAGAUUUAAUGAGGGUGAUAGAAAAUAUGACCUAAACACAGAUGGAGAGGGUGAUAGUUUUCAUGAGGAGACUCGCACUUCAUCUAGAACUUCACCUGAUGGAAGAACAAAAUUCUAUGAAACACAUCAUGAAAGCAGUAGAACAACUGUGAAAGAGGAAAAGACAGAGGAGGAUAUACCAAGAGGACGGUGGAGUGAUCGUGGUGGAUACAGGCAGGUUCAUGUAGGGACAUCGUCUUCAGGCUUUAGAACUUCUGAUGGUAUUCCUGAAGAUGGUCACUCACAGUGGGAUAAUCAAAAUACUUCACAUUCGGGUGAAGGUGUACAUUAUGAUGCAGAUCGUGGAGCUAAUAUUGGUGAUCUUGAAGGAUCUAGUUCAUCUGAUAGAUAUGACAGGAAAGGACAAGGCUGGCAAGUGCAUGAUAGUAAUCGUAGAGUUGAGUCUGUUAGCAGAAGAACUCAUUCUGGUGGAUAUGGAGGUGCUGAAGAUGACAGUUAUAGAAGAGUUUACAGUGAAGAUAGGCGGAUAACUGAUGGUAAUUCUAGAACACAGACAGCUGGAUAUGACAGAAUACCAGACAGUGAUGGGAGUAGAUUAAAUAUAUAUGGAGGAAGCAGAGAAACUGGUGGUGACAGGGCUGGAUCAGGAAGAGGUGAGCAAAAUUGGAGAGUAGAUGAUACUCAUAGGAUAGACAGUAUAAAUAGAGAAGAAAGCACCAAAAGAAUUGGUGAAGAUUCUUCCACAAGGAUACACACACAUGAAUCUAGAGGAGGAUUUGGCAGAGAUAAUGCAAGAAAUUUCGAUUAUGAUAGCUUUGAUAGGAGGAAAGCCAGUUCUGGUGCUCAGAGAACUUUCACAGAUACUGAUUUUAGAUCUACAGACCAUCAUAGAUCCAGAACUCCUGGAAGUGGUUUUAACAGGGAUAUUGAAGAUGAUACUUUAAUAACUCAUUCAUGGGAGUAUGACAGAGCAACAGUUGGAGGAAGAACUUCUCAUGGGCACAGUAGAAAGCUGGAGGAUGGAGAAAGAACUUUUCAUGGGUCUGAUAGCGAUCUGGAUGGAGGAAGAACUUUUCUUGAGCAUGAUAUAAAUCUGGAGGAUGGAGGAAGGACUUUUCAUGGACAUGACAGAAAUCUGGAGAAUGAUGGGAAUACCAGAACUAUCACUGGCACAAAUGACAGAACAGGAGCUGAAGGUCACCAUAGCUAUUCUCAUGAUUAUGAAAGGAGUCACUUAGCAUCAACAAAUCCUACUACCAAUAUAAGAAAACAUGAUAGAAAUGGCCAACAUAGUCUAACUGAUGGCCAUGCUGGUACCAGCAGGAGUGCCUUUGACUGGGACCACAGAGGAGCAGGAACUGUUGGACAUCAUGGCUAUUCUCAUGAUAACCAGAAUAGACAUAUUCAACAUGGCCAUGUAAGAUCUUCUGAAGAUGGCCAUGUAAGAUCUUCUGAAGAUGGAUACAGAACACAUGAUGAAGACUCUAGAAUUAGACAUGGGAGUAAUGUAGAUUUAAGAACAGACUCAGGGAACUUGAAGACUACUACAUGGGAAUUAAAUUCAGGUUCAAGACAAGACAAUCCUAGAUGGAAUACUUAUUCAUCUCGGACCCAGGGAAGCUCUGAUAAUUGGAAUAAGCCACAUGAUCAUAGAAAUAUUACAGGUGGUUUUGGUGCUAGAGGAUUUAAUCAUUUUGAGGAAUCGGGCCCUGACGAAAAUGGCACAUACACUCGUGUGGAAGUAGAUCCUGAAACAGGCAAAACAACUGUCUACACACGAAGAGUUUAUACCAGUGGUUGGCCAGAAAACUGGGAACAUAGAUCAUACAGUGGGGAGGUCUCAUCUGUAUCUUCGCAAAAUGAAGAUAAGCUGCUGAGGAACAAGAGAGAAUUAAGGCGCAUAAAGCGGGAAAAGGAGCUUAUCAUCAAACCACAGGCUGUAACAGAUGCUCAGACAGGCAAGACAAUGCAAGUUGUGAAUCUGAGAUGUGAUGGAGAUGUACCAACGGCAAAGUGUUUUGUUUUCCGUUGCAAUAUUCGCAACUUAGGUGCCAAACAGUCUGCAAGUAUACGUAUUAAAUCUCGUUUAUGGAAUUCUACGUUGGUUGAAGAUUACCCACGUGUUAGUUAUGUGAGUAUUAAAUCCAAAGCCUCUUUAAUUCUCCCUGAGGACAUUCGUAAAGACCAAGAUCAGUCGGACGAUGUUGCUUCAGCUGAAACCUUAGCAUAUCCUGACCUACUUGACCAACUUCCACCUGAGGAAGUACCACUCUGGGUAAUACUUGUUUCAAUUUUUGCCGGACUACUAGUUCUCAUACUUAUUGUUUUAAUUUUGUGGAAAUUAGGCUUUUUUGAAAGAAAGAGGCCAGAUCCGACACUCUCGGGAAAUCUUGAUAAAGAUGCCAACGGAUACUAGAUUUUACCAUAGAAUAUUUAUGUUGAUAAACAAGUGCCAAUUUAACUUUAGUGUUUCCUAAUGGAAAUGUGGCAGAAAAAUACACAAACACUCAGUAUCAGUGGAGGUUCAUAAUGUCCACUUGCACCUUGAAACUUUGUUAAUACAGUAAAAUGGUCUACACCUCACUAUAUACAGUACAUGAACUUCAAAGAGGUGCUUAAGUCACAACAGUAACAAUUGAAAAUUUAUAGAAGAAAUACCUCAGAACCCUUUGCUUAUAAAAUUUGCAAAUUGGAGGUACUGUACUAUUUAAUAUGUGACUGCUAUUACAAGUGUGUUGUUGCUGCUGUCAUAACUGUGAUGUUUCCUGUGCCUUCAUAUCUCAGACUUUCAGAAGGCUAUUUUGUAGCUGUUUAGGAGUAAAAUAUAAAUGUAUUCAGAAAUUAAUGCUUGUAUAUUAGGCUAUACGUAUCUGGAUUGUUUAUUUUAAAGAGAGAAUGAACCUUGUGGAAAAUAGUGUUGAUGAAGAUGUUAUUUUCUUACAAAUUUCCUGUUGCAUCUGCACUAUAGAUUUUCAUUAUAAUGCAGUAUAUUGAUACUCCAUUUUUUUAAGUCUGUAAUGAGCCGUGUACAAGUGAAAGGUAUGCAAAGAGGAUUUGUUUUUCAUGAUAUUUGUGCACAUGAGAGAUACAGAAGAUGGUGAUUCACUGACAAUAUCAGCUGCUCAUGUUACAAAAGGUUCUACAUUUAUGAUUUGUAACCACACAUGAGUUGCAGAAAGUUGUACGCAAACGAUGCAUAGUUUGAAACAUAGCAGACAUAGAUUUGUGAAGGUUUGAACUUAUGAUGCAUGCUUGUGCACAUAAAGAUACCAAAAGUUUCUUCAAGGAAUGGACAGGAUUAGAUCUGGAAGUGAAGUGUGUGUUAAUCCUGUGCUUUACCACUGUACUAUGAUGGCUACAAUAGGUUAGGCUAUUUUUUUUUUUUUUUUUUUAGGCUUUUCUGCAAGUACUCCAAUUUGGUAUGGGUACUAUAUGUUUCUUAUAACUAAAUUCUGAUCAUCAUCAGUUCAUGUGCUCAGAUUUAGCUCUUGUCUUUUUAAGCCAUUCUCAGUGCUUUAGAAAAAUAAAAGUACUGUAAAUCAUUCAAACUUUGUUAAAGGAGUUCAUGAAACUAGAACCCAAGGCUAAGCCUGUGCUAAUUCUACACUCGGCUGCUGUACUGUGAUGGCUACAAUUGCUUUGAAAGCCCAUUUUUUCAAAUCUUGUCUUUAGGUGUCCCAAACUGGUGUGGUCAUCACACUAGAGUACAGAAUUAGCACAGGCUUAGUCUUAAGUUUGAAUCUUGUCCAUGCUGUACAUAAAUGGUAUACAGUACUGACAAGAUGAAGAAUUAGACAUAUGCAACAUCUUGGUAUCUUUAUUUGUAGACAUUUCUCCAUCUGUUGGCUUUAUCAGUACAAUACAAAGACAUAAAAUGAAGACUGUAGAACUGCAGGUGGGCCCCACUUAUACAGCAGGUGAAGUUCCUGGCUACUUCUGUAAAGUAAAACUCACUGUAAAGUGAAUCAUAGCUUUUUUCACCUCCAAAUGCAUAUAAAAGCCUGAUAACAUGUUUACACUAUCAUAUAUUAAGUGAGCAAUAGAGCUAGGCCUAUGAAAUGCAUAUACAGUACACACAUUAUUUACCUUAAAAUAUUUUCAUCCUUAGCUUAUAGUGAGUGGAGAAUAUAUUUAUUGUAGUUAGUCUUAAUAAAUGAAGAAUGGGUAUAAUGGAAAAUCACUGCAUUAGUAAAAUGCUGUAAAGCGAAGCACUGUAAAAUGGGGCCUGCCUGUACGUACUGAAGAUGAGGUAAUCAGUUCCUCAGCUUUGGGGUUGGUGAAGAGCACAGGAGCCUUGAAGAAUUGCCACUGGAUGGCAAAAAUCUAUAAAUAAAUAUACCCAGAUGUUUUACAUGUGUCUAAUUCUUAAUCUUGUCCAUACCUUGAGUAAGUUUAAUUGUAUUUUACAUUUUCUGAAGCACACUAAAAAAAUUGCACUUGUACUAUUACUGUUUAUACACAAAAAUACAUUGAUAAAUUAGUGAUGCAUAACUAUACAGUAUGUGAGAGGUGCCACAGAUAUUACGCUUAUGAUGCCUAACUGUGUAUUUAAGAGAUGCACCUGGUACUGCUGUCAUGUACAACUGUGUUUGCAAGAGAUUCACAGGUUGUUGCACUUGCAAUAUCUUGCUACUUUUCUAUAUGCUAAGACCCCACAAAAAUUCUGGUGCCAAUUUGAAUUAUUUAUUCAGUACUGUAAUUUAAUGCUAUACAAUCAUAUGAAAACAACUGUGUGAACUUUCAUAUGUAGUCAUUUUGAAUUUAUCUCUAAAGUGAUAUUGUAUAGUAUUCUGAAUGUGUAGGUUGUAGCAUUAUGUUGGAAAUGCACAUCUUUUGUUGUGUUUGUUAGCUGAAUGAGUUGUGUGUAAAUGUAUGAAUGUUUGCAAAAUGCAUAUUAAACUGAGUAUAUACUGUACUGAACUUGGUUGUAAUGCUUUGUCUUUUGACUUGUAAAUAUGUAUAGAUAUUUGGUGGCAAAUGGUGUAUUUGUUAUAAGUAAAGCAUAUUUUUAUCAAUACUGUAGUUAAUAAACUAUUGUCAUAUAGUACAUAUAUUUUUUUUUUACGGUCUGUUGUAGUUGAUUCUCAUACCUACAUAUUCAAUAGGAUCUCACUGUAUAUAUGGAAACAUUUACUUGUGUGAUAGAAUCAUUCACUGUAAUGCCUUUUUUAUAUAUAUUUUUUUUUCAGAGCUAAUCAUUGUACAGUUAUGUCUUGAUUAUCGAGUUAAUUGAUUCCAAAGAUAUCUUGGUAUAUAUUAAUCUUGGUUGUUCAGUGUUCAGCCAGUUGGUAUGAGCCAGAGGUGACUUGUAACCCACUAGCUCUUGGAAAGAUAAUCACCACUUUCUACAUUAAGUGGUGGUGUUAAAAUUUAAAUUAAAGGAUGUUGAUUUAUGGCCAUGAGAUAUCAAUCUUUCCACAAGACUAGAUUCUUUCUGGCUGUGUGUCAAAAUAGACAGGUAGCAUGCAUAAGAUAUCCACUCUUUAGUUUUUAUAUUUAACUUAUCCAUUCAGUGUAACUAAAACUGACUGAUAAGAAAUUUUUAAUAGCAGUCAAAUUAAUGAAGUUUGCAGACAUGUGAGUUUUGAGGGAAGUAUUGACAUGGAUACUACUGAAUUUGCAAGUAAUACUGAUUAGUGUUUAAACAGGGAAAGUGGGAAUUAUACUUCAAGAAUUUAAAGGGUUUUCAUGUCUGGUUCAGUGAAUCAUUAUCCCUGAUAAUCAAUAUUUGACUGUACUUAUAGAGUUUAUAUUUGUUGAAAAUCAAAAGAUUUUCUUCCUAAUUGUGCAGGAUGUAAUGUAUAAAUGUUCAGAUGCAUUGAGUGCUAUAAAUGUAUAAUGAAGAUUAACAAAUAC